CUUCCAUUGCUUGAGAAUCCGAAUCACUCAAGCUUCUAACAAUUCGUUUCGCGUAAGAAUAUCAUAUUCUCACUUUACUUCUAGGAUUUUCACUGAUUCAAAGAAGGUUCUUUUCUUUUUGCAUUUUCCUUUACGAAUUCACAUUCUCAUGCUCCGAUACCCUCUACGCCAUCUUCUGAUUAAUCUGCGCUCUCACAUAGCUCGGAUUUCAUCUAUUAAAGUACCUUCAUUAUCCAAUUUCUUACCUCCAUGUUCUAAUAGUAGAGCGAUAGCAGCUUUUGGAUCACCUAUCUCAUCAAACUAUUCAACGACUACAGUAAAUUUGCCUUCUUUACUCUUUUCUGUUAAAUAUUUAUGUUCAUCGUCUUCUCAAUGGAAUUUCUGCAAUUCCUCUAAAGAUGUUUGUGAAAAUGCCACAGCUUCCAUAUCAAAUAAGGUUUAUGAAAACAUUAUGUCUACUUAUAGCUCUGAUCAAAGCUUGGAGAGCGGUCUUGAUGCCCUUGGACUGGAACUUACUACUGAGCUGGUAAAUGAUGUUAUACACAGGCUUCGUUAUGAAGAAAAACUUGCUUUUCGGUUUUUCACUUGGGCCGGCCAUCAGGAUGGUUACACUCAUGAUCACCAAAGCUUCAACGACAUGAUUGAGAUCUUGUCCAGCACAGGGUUUAAAAUGAAGCAAUUUGGUGUAGUUUGCGAUGUUUUGGAUUAUAUGAAGAGAAAGAGAAAGAAUUCAGUUCCAGUUGAGGCUUUGGUCACAAUAUUGAAAACAUAUAGUGAGAAGAAGCUAACACACAUUGGAAAGUUUGCAAGAAAGAAGAGAAUCAAGCCAAAGAUUCAGCCAGAGGUUCAGUCCCUGAACUUGUUGCUUGAUUCACUCUGCAAGUGCAGCUUGAUUGUUGAAGCUGAAUCCAUAUUUCAUCGAGUGAAGCAGAAGAUCAUUCCUACUGCCGAAACAUAUAAUAUUUUGUUCUUUGGGUGGUGCAGGGUGAGAGAUCCUAAUAAAGCAAUGAAGGUUCUUGAAGAAAUGAUUGAAAGAGGUCAUAAUCCUGAAAGCUUUGCCUAUAAUGCUGCAAUUACUUCCUUCUGCAGCAGUGGAAUGAUCAAACAGGCAAGGGAACUAUUUGAGUUCAUGAGAACCAAAGGUUCGACAAUAUCGUCGCCAACUGCCAAGACUUACUCUGUCAUGAUCAUUGCUCUUGCCAAGUUUGAUAUGAUGGAAGAAUGUUUUAGCCUUCUCAGUGAUAUGAGAGGUUGCGGUUGUCUUCCCGAUGUGUCGACUUAUAUAGAUUUGAUCGAAGGAAUGUGUGAAGCCGGAAAGAUUGAAGCUGCCUAUAAAAUAUUGGAGGAGAUGGGUGAGAAAGCUUAUCCACCUGACAUUCUUACUUACAAUUGUUUCCUUAAGGUGUUAUGCAACAUGAAGAAACACGAAGAAGCAGUGAGGCUUUGUGAGAAAAUGGUGGAGGGAGGGUGUGAGCCAAGCGUUCAUACUUAUAAUAUGUUGAUUGCAUUGUUCUUUGAGAUUGGGGAUUGUAAUGAGGCCUUUGGAAUAUGGGAUGAAAUGGAGAGAAGAGGGUGCUCGCGUUCUGUGGAUAGUUAUGGGAUAAUGAUUGAAGGGUUGUUUGGUUGUGGGAGAGAGGAAGAUGCUUGCUUGCUUUUGGAAGAGGUAAUCGAUCGAGGGAUUAAGUUAUCAUAUAAGAGAUUUGAUGCUUUGAUGUCGCGAUUAUCGGAGAUUGGAGAUUUGCAUGCCAUUCAUCGUCUUUCUGAGCAUAUGAGGAGGUUCUACAAUGUAGCCAUGGCUAGACGUUUUGCCAUGAGUCAAAAGAAGAAAAGCAUGAGCUUGAGAAGGCCAUGAGUUCUACUUGUAUGAUCACCGAUCAUUAAAGAAUGAGGUGGUGAAAUAUUUAUGAGCUGUAGCAUAGUCAUUGAUUUGUAGAGUUUAAGGUUUUGUUUGGGAUGGCUUUCUCACUGCUUCCUAAAACAGCUUUUUAGUACAAAAUUUUUAUUUUUGUAUUAAAAAAUUACUUUAAGAAGCAUUAAGAAAGUUGUCUCAAACUAAGCUUAAACUUGUUCCAAAGCAUUUGACUUGUACUAUUAUGGAUGAAUAAUUAUUGUUCUUUUUCAAGU
Molecule: messenger RNA, 2124 nt
Organism: Dendrobium catenatum
Lineage: Eukaryota; Viridiplantae; Streptophyta; Magnoliopsida; Asparagales; Orchidaceae
Product: pentatricopeptide repeat-containing protein At1g73400, mitochondrial
Exons: 1
Coding region: 149-1852 (567 amino acids)
Molecular function (GO): protein binding
Source: RefSeq, a predicted model, not a curated record